CUCCCAAUGGCGGAUGGCAGGCUGCGGUGCCAGCGAAUUGGCUGCGACGCGACCUUCACCGAACAGGACAAUCCUGAAGGCUCGUGUCAGUAUCAUGUUUCGGUAAGGCGCCCGUUCUGACUUCUUCUUGGCUUGAAUUGAAAACAUUCCUCGCAUUCGUCUAGAUACUGCUUUGAACUUAGAAUUUGUUUAUCAUUCCAAUUUCCGUAUCGCUUGUGCGCAUUAGGUUAAUUAGGAAGCCUUGGUGCGACGCUUUGAUAUAGUUAAUUGGGUUCUGGAGUUUCAUUCAAUUCUAAUGCUUCGGGUUUAAUCUUCCUAUUGUGCUGUUUGGAGUUUGAUAUGGUUGAAGAACACUUCUCAAUUCUCAUCCUUGCCAAACUUGAUUUGUAAUUUGUGGAUUCAGCCAAGUGGCGUUGCCAAUGUUACUAUCUCUGAAAUAGCUAUGUUGGAAUCCUGUUUAGGUUCAACAAGUUGUAGUUAUUGACAAUGAUUUUGCUAUGACAUCCCUAACGAGUUUUAGUGAUUGUCCUUUUCAUUGCAUGGUUCGACUGGGUUUGGAUGGCUGAUGGUCUUUGCAUCAGGGUGUAAGUCGCUUGGGCUCCAAAAAAAAAAAAAUUAUAUUCUUCAUCUUCAAAUCUUAUAUGCUUUCCAUUACUUAUUUUGAGUCUAUUAUUUGAUUCUGGAUGUCGUUUCGACAGCCCAUGUUUCAUGAUGGAAUGAAAGAGUGGAGUUGUUGCAAAAAGAAAAGUCACGAUUUCAGCUUAUUCAUGGAAAUUCCAGGAUGUAAGACAGGUAAACACACUACCGAGAAGCCAGUAGUGGCAAAGGUGAAUCCAUCCCCAAAGGCUCCUGUCUCUAAACCCUCUGUGCCUUCUACGACAAGUGCACCCUCCAGAGAACUUUGUCCAAGGUGCAAGCAGGGUUUCUUUUGCUCUGAUCAUGGUGCACAACCGAAAAAAGAUGCCGCCCCAGCUAAAAGUAACAGAGAGAUUCAAGCUUCUGCUCCUCCUCCGCCUAAGAAGAAAAUUAAUAUCAAUGAGCCCCAAACCUGCAGGAACUCCGGAUGUGAUCAAACUUUCAAGGAAAUAAACAACCAUGAUACUGCGUGCACCUAUCAUCCAGGGCCUCCUGUUUUUCAUGACAGGAUCAAAGGGUGGAAGUGUUGUGACAUCCACGUAAAGGAGUUCGAUGAGUUCAUGAGCAUUCCUCCCUGCACCAAAGGAUGGCACAACGCCAAUCCGACUUCUUGAUCUCGAACACAGCAUUCCUCCCUGCAUCAUCAACAAGUUAGUCUCUUCAUCUCUCCUUCAUGGUCAAUGUCUGCGAAAACAGUAUCUGCUUCUACUGUAAGUCCGUAACAUACAUCUCCAUUAUCUCUUGGAAAGCAUCUCCAAGGUCAGAUGGGCCUUGACUGCAAAGCCUUGCGGCCCAUUUAUCAUUACCGGGCUGGAACAGUCCGAGAUUCUGGACUGGUGUUGUGGACUAUUAUUAUGAGGUAUUAAAUGGUAUAAUGCAGAUUGAACUGGAAUAAGGUGAGGCAAUAAUAUAUGAAGGGACAAAAUAAGAGAAGAGCCAACACCAUUUAUUCAACAGAGCCUUUGCAAAAGAAGAUUAGGGGAAUACAUGUUAGAUAGCUAUCACGGGUCCUAUGAUGGCUGCCAUUAAUUCUCUCUCUCUCUCUCUCAUUGAAUGUUUUUCUUGCCCUUUCGUCUUUUCUCUGUCCCCAAAAACAGAACUGCUGUGGGGCAGCCCUACCCUUUCCUCAACUUCCCUU
Linum tenue is the source of this 1774-nucleotide messenger RNA. The record is from the annotation of a GenBank genome assembly. NCBI's taxonomy places the organism in Eukaryota, Viridiplantae, Streptophyta, Magnoliopsida, Malpighiales, Linaceae.